Molecule: messenger RNA, 767 nt
Organism: Mandrillus leucophaeus (drill)
Lineage: Eukaryota; Metazoa; Chordata; Mammalia; Primates; Cercopithecidae
Product: coiled-coil domain-containing protein 29-like
Exons: 3
Coding region: 148-534 (128 amino acids)
Source: RefSeq, a predicted model, not a curated record
UGCACAUAACAUCUGGUGUAAACACUUAAGGGCUGGUUGGAGAUUCUCUGGCGACCCUUCUGUAUCUGCCUAGACAUUUUGCUGUCUCCUCCUCCUAUCGGAAAAGCACAGUAUGAAAAACAAUUAGAGCAGUUAAAUAAGGAUAAUAUGACUUCGCUAAAUAAGAAGAAACUCGAACUUAAAGAUGCGGAAUGUAAAUUCUCCGAAAUGAAAACUGCUUAUGAAGAGGUUACAACCGAAUUGGAAGAAUAUAAGGAAGCCUUUGCAGCAGCAUUGAAAGCUAACAAUUCCGUGUCAAAAACAUUAACGAAAUCCAAUAGGAAAAUAGCAAUGAUCAACACCAAGCUCCUUAUGAAGAACAAGCAGGUGAAAUAUUUUCUCAGCACUCUUCCUACAAGGCGAGACCCAGAGUCACCUUGUGUUGAAAAUCUUCCCAGUAUAGGACUCAACAGAAAAUAUAUUCCCCAAAUGCCCGUAAGAAUUCCUACUUCAAAUCCACAGACUUCAAAUAACUGCAAGAACUACUUGACUUAGGUUAGUUAUAUGACCGUUUCUCUUUUGGGUUUCACUUCUCUAAUAUAAUUCUUGUUUUUAAUUUGGUGAAAUACUGAGUUGUUCUGUCCAUUUAUGCAUGUUAAGUAAAGAUCAUAAUUAGCUGUGUUAGCACAGAAAGGAAAUGGGCACUUUACAUUUUUUAAUUCCCUGGAGCUCUCGUUUUCAAGAGAUACCCAUUUGCUAACUUUAUUCAAUAAAUGUGACUAAACUGA